This is a messenger RNA of Ochotona princeps (American pika), 655 nucleotides long. Its product is annotated as glutathione S-transferase Mu 2-like. Gene Ontology annotation, biological process: glutathione metabolic process. The transcript has 8 exons. NCBI's taxonomy places the organism in Eukaryota, Metazoa, Chordata, Mammalia, Lagomorpha, Ochotonidae. Gene Ontology annotation, molecular function: glutathione transferase activity. The record is from RefSeq and is a predicted model, not a curated record. Bases 1 to 624 code for a protein of 207 amino acids.
AUGUGUGGGGUGAGGACUAGUUCAUACACAGACACCAGCUAUGAGGACAAGAAGUACACUGUGGGGGACGCUCCUGACGAUGACCAAAGCCAGUGGCUGAGUGAGAAAUUCAAGCUGGGCCUGGACUUUCCCAACCUUACGUGUCUGCCCUACCUGAUUGAUGGCACUCACAAACUCACCCAGAGCAAUGUCAUCGUGCAUUACCUUGCCCGCAAGCACAACCUGUGUGGGGAGACGGAAGAGGAGAAGAUUCGCGUGGACAUUCUGGAGAACCAGCUGAUGGACACCUGCAUGCUGUUGGCCACGCUCUGCUACAGCCCUGACUUUGAGACGCUGAAGCCAGAGUAUUUGGAGGGCCUGCUUGAGAAGCUGAAGCUGCUGGCUCAGUUCCUGGGGAAGCGGCCCUGGUUUGCAGGGGACAAGAUCACCUUUGUGGAUUUCAUUGCUUAUGACGUCAUUGAAAGGAACCAGGUGUUUGAGCCGCGGUGUCUGGAUGCGUUCCCCACCCUGAAGGAGUUCCUAGCCCGCUUUGAGGGCCUGGAGAAGAUCUCUGCCUACAUGAAGUCCAGCCGCUUCCUCCCAAGACCUGUGUUCACCAAGAUGGCCACGUGGGGCAGUAAGUAGGGUCAUGAGAGGCCAGGAGACAGGAGGAGCC